Pseudo-nitzschia multistriata is the source of this 1829-nucleotide messenger RNA. The record is from the annotation of a GenBank genome assembly. NCBI's taxonomy places the organism in Eukaryota, Bacillariophyta, Bacillariophyceae, Bacillariales, Bacillariaceae.
GACCAAAGCAAUGUCGGCUUCGGAAAUACCAUAGCCAAUUCCCGACAAAUUCGAGACGAUCACAACGCCAUGCCUCCGCCACUAAAGAGCAAAGAGACCCCAUUAGACGAUGGGGGAGACAAUACGCUAAGGAAAGAGGACAUCAACAACAGCAACGGCGGGGAGGCUACCGACGAGGACGACGAGGACGAAAGCGACGAGCUUGCUCUGGCAACAUCGCCAACAGCCGUUGCCAAUGGUGGGAACACUGUAACGAAACUCAGGUGUCUCAAUUGCUGGAGAGUGGCAAGAAAAGGUACGCAACGCAACACAACACAACUUGAUAGGGUUCUCACAAUACCUCACAAGUGAACGAAUGAGCGUGUUUGUUGUCAAAACAAAAUCAAGUGAAUCGUAUCCACCGCAAUGCUUACUAACAAUCAAAAACAACUCUUCGUGAAUUCGAACACGAAACAACACAAUACAAUCGACACACCGCAACCGCGUGCCAUUUGUCGACCCACCACAAACCAACCACAGAUUGCACCGGAUCGCUCUGCAUUCGUUGCUGCACCGAUGAAACCUGUACCGUCCACAACGAGCAGCGCGCCAAGCUUGCCUGGAAAAAAGCCGUCACUCUGGGGACGACGGACCUCCAGAAAGAGGCAAGGGCAAAGCGGGCGCGAAAGAUUCCGAAGGGCCGCUUCAAGGAGGAAGAAUUCUCGUACAUGCACGACACGGUCGUCCUGUGGGACCUGAGGAGCGUCCUGGAGCCCGCGCCGCCCAGGCAAAACCAGGCACCCUCCGGCGCGAGCCGGGGGCAAUUGGCCUUGCCCUCGGCAGCCACCACGACCACUGCCACCGCGCAGGCGUCCGCUUCGGCCGGUGCCGAGUACCUGAACCAGUGCAAGGUCCGGGAAGAAAUCCUGCGACGGUCUCGAAAGAACAAUUCCGCAGCGGCAGCGGUGGAGGGUCGUCCGGAAGCGACGAAGGUGCGAAGGAACUACAAGGGAACGAAAAAGCGCUUUCGACGGUUGAUGGAAGACUUGUACCAGCGGAGCCUGGCGUUGAACUAGCGAACGAGGGAACGAGCGAGAACACACCCUAGCCUACUAGCCGAUCAAAUCUAGUGUGGAAGCGCUGUGGAAGCGGAGCGUGGGAAGCGGAGCGUGAGCAAACCAUUGAGCGCUAAAUGCAUCCAUGCACGCUUUUGGAUCGGUGCGGAGCAAAGAAAAGGGAACACUAAAAGGAAACAUCGGAACGAGUCAUCCGGAAUCAUAACAAAAUACACGGACGAGAGGGCAGAGGAAAUCAAUCAUCUCCACCGGAAUGCGAUGGAUGAACCAUGUACCAACGACAAAACCCAAAUUUGAUUUAUUUCACACGGUUAUUACGGAUUGCGCGACUGGACGAAUGGAUUACUGCCGUCAUCGAGCACACAGAUAAGAAACGCACGAAGAGAGUUGCUUGACUGCAUUGGUUUCACUGCAAAAACAGCCAGCGAGAACAACACGAAAUUCUACGGAGAUAAAUACUCUGGGACUGCACAGAAACAAUUUUAUUUUCCCGUCGAGUCCUUGGCACGGCAUGGGCUACAAUAGCUGGAGGAACCAAAAUAGAUGCGAUCUAAUACGGAGAGUGAAAACAAACAAGCAUCGAUCCAGCAAGCAGAAAGUCGUAUCAGCGUAUCACACGAAAGUGUCGACUGUUCUUUUUUGUGAGUCAACUGCAAAGGCCUAUUGGGUGCAUUCAAAAUUUUUGAAGAAAAUUUAUCCGCUACAUGCACUCUUCUGAACCUUUGCGUUGACCGUAGAUGCCUAGAGAAAUGAUAAUAGAUCAAGAUUGCGAGC